This is a messenger RNA of Parathielavia appendiculata, 672 nucleotides long. Its product is annotated as nucleotide excision repair, TFIIH, subunit. Gene Ontology annotation, cellular component: transcription factor TFIIH core complex; transcription factor TFIIH holo complex. NCBI's taxonomy places the organism in Eukaryota, Fungi, Ascomycota, Sordariomycetes, Sordariales, Chaetomiaceae. The record is from RefSeq and is a predicted model, not a curated record. Bases 80 to 301 code for a protein of 73 amino acids. Gene Ontology annotation, biological process: transcription by RNA polymerase II; transcription initiation at RNA polymerase II promoter; nucleotide-excision repair. The transcript has 3 exons.
CCGCGAUUUCCAACUGUCCCUAACCCACUGCACUUCGUUCUUUUCACGUCGUUCAUCUACAAAACAAGACUUGACAAACAUGGUUAAGGCCGUUAGGGGCGUGCUCAUCGAGUGCGAGCCGGCCAUUAAGUCCAUCCUGGUCCAUAUCGACAGCACCCACCACCACGAAUUCAUUAUUGAGGAUCUCGACGAGACACACCUUUUCGUAAAGGAAGCCAUGCUACACAUACUUAAGCAGAAGCUCGAGGAGCGUCUCAAGGAGACAUACCGCCCGGAGGAACCUCUGGAGGAUAGUGAUUAGAAGAUCCAACGGGGAAUUGGAUUGGGUUUUCCUUGAAUCACCACUCGCGAAAAGCAUUGAGGGCACGUUUUGGCUGAAUCGCCUUGGCGCCCCGGGAGUCGGGGUCUAAGCUUGCUUCUCACAUGGCAUGCGGCGAGGAAAUGGACAGCGGAUGCCGCUGGCCUCAUACGACUAAUGACGCUUAUGAUCUAUUAAUAGGUCGCAUCGCGGGUGAUAGUGGUCUCAGUGUUAUAGCACAAGGGAUUGGUAUCCAAGGUUGAUACUCAGAGCUUCGAGAAUGUGGGCUUUCUCUUCUGGAGACCCGACGUCAAAGCCUUUGUGAGGUCGUCGGUCUGGAGGGCGGCGGCAUUCCACACGCCCGUAUACCGCAG